AUGCUGUCUUACAGUAACACUGAGCAGGCCAGGCUCUUCCUCACGCGCUCCAGUCCUUUGUCCCUCUACCAGUCCAUCCAAUACCAUUCCAAAACAAUCUACCUCUGCUGGCACCAUCUGACUGAUGCCGUCAGAGAGGGAAGAACCCAGUAUGAAAAGGCUUUUGGAGUCAGCUCUGGAGACCUGUUUGACGCAAUCUACAGGUCUGAUGAGGAAAUGGUGACAUUUAUGCAGUUAAUGCACUCCAUCUGGAACAUCUGUGGUAAGGAUGUGGUCACAGCCUUUGACCUUUCCCCUUUCAAAGUCAUCUGCGACCUUGGAGGCUGCAGCGGGGCAUUAGCCAAGCACUGCACGUCAGCCUACCCAGAAUGCACUGUGACAAUCUUUGACCUCCCCAAGGUGGUGCACAUGUCGAAGGAACACUUUAUCAAGGAUGACCAGAGGAUAAGCUUUCAUGAAGGGGACUUCUUCAAAGACUCUCUACCAGAAGCUGAACUCUAUAUUCUGGCAAGAAUCCUCCAUGACUGGACAGACGAACGCUGCGUAGAGCUACUCCAGAGAAUCUAUAAAGCCUGCAAACCAGGAGGUGCUGUGCUGGUGGUGGAGGCGCUGCUCAGUGAGGACGGUUCUGGCCCGCUUACAGCUCAGCUUUACUCCCUGAACAUGCUGGUGCAGACGGAGGGCAGAGAGAGGACAGAUGUUCAGUAUGCUGCCCUGUUGACUGCUGCCGGAUUCACCAACAUCCGGCACUGCCUCACUGGGAAGAUCUAUGAUGCGGUGCUGGGACACAAAAAGGCAUAAGAUGAAGAAAAAUGGAUGCUGUACCAGGAGUGAAGCCUCACAUCACCUAUGGGGGGGAGAAAAAAAAUCACAUUCCUUUCCUGUGUGUUUUCACUUUUCCCAUGAAAUUUCAAAAUAAAUUCUUCAGCAUGACUACAGCGUCCCAUUUCUGAUUGCAUAAUCAAAGGUUUGACUCUAGAUAUUU
This is a messenger RNA of Neolamprologus brichardi, 985 nucleotides long. The record is from RefSeq and is a predicted model, not a curated record. NCBI's taxonomy places the organism in Eukaryota, Metazoa, Chordata, Actinopteri, Cichliformes, Cichlidae.